CCUCCAUUAUUGCUCUGUAUCUUGUCUUUCUUCAGUGACACAAAACCAAAAAAAGAAUAUUGAGAAACAAAACUCAAGCAAGACGAUGAAGCAAGGGAUUGUUAUGGUUGUGGUUGCGGUUGCAGCCACGGUUCUUAUGGGAAUGUUAGGAUCAUCCGAGGCUCAGCUUCAAAUGAAUUUCUACGCAAAGAGCUGUCCAAAUGCCGAGAAAAUAAUUUCAGAUCAUAUUGAAAAGCAUAUCCAUAAUGGUCCUUCUCUUGCUGCUCCUCUCAUCAGGAUGCACUUCCACGAUUGCUUUGUCAGGGGAUGCGAUGGAUCAGUGUUGAUAAAUUCGACAACUGGGAACGCAGAGAAAGAUGCACCACCGAAUCUAACACUAAGAGGAUUCGGUUUCGUAGAGAGGAUUAAGACUCUUCUUGAAGCAGUGUGUCCUAAGACUGUUUCUUGCGCCGAUAUCAUCGCUUUGACCGCUAGAGAUGCAGUUGUUGCCACCGGAGGUCCUUCGUGGAGUGUUCCGACCGGAAGAAGAGACGGUAGGAUCUCAAACUCAACAGAGGCUUUGAACAACAUUCCACCUCCGACAAGUAAUUUCACGACGUUACAACGACUUUUCGCUAACCAAGGCCUUAAUCUCAAAGACCUUGUCCUCCUCUCCGGGGCUCACACGAUCGGUGUCUCGCAUUGUUCUUCAAUGAAUUCUCGUCUCUACAACUUCUCGACGACAGUCAAACAAGAUCCAGCUCUGGACAGCGAAUACGCAACGAAUCUAAAGGCCAACAAAUGUAAAAGCCUCAACGACAACACCACCAUCCUCGAGAUGGAUCCAGGUAGCGCCAGAAGUUUCGAUCUUAGUUAUUACAGGCUUGUCCUGAAGAGGAGAGGUCUGUUUCAGUCUGAUUCUGCACUGACGACCAACUCAGCGACGUUGAAGAUGAUCAACGACUUGGUCAACGGUUCCGAAAAGAAGUUUUACAAGGCUUUCGCUAAGUCGAUGGAGAAGAUGGGAAGGGUUAAAGUGAAGACGGGCUCAACCGGCGUAAUCAGGACAAGAUGUUCUGUCGCCGGAAGUUAAGUUAGCCUGAUCGGGAUAGUGGUGGGUGCUCUGUUUUUCUUAAUUGUGUUAUAUUGUUGUUUGUGUUUUUUUAUUCUUAGGGAAAAGGUGUUGUUAAGUUGAUUUUGAUGUUGUUUUUGAUUUGUGUUUAUGCACCCGAAAAAUAUCUGUUAUGGUUCAAUUGAAAUGUGAAUCAUUAUGAAAUUUUCAAUAAUAAUCGUACCUCCAAUUGAAGGUACAUAAAAUA
Molecule: messenger RNA, 1298 nt
Organism: Eutrema salsugineum
Lineage: Eukaryota; Viridiplantae; Streptophyta; Magnoliopsida; Brassicales; Brassicaceae
Product: peroxidase 30
Exons: 4
Coding region: 86-1072 (328 amino acids)
Biological process (GO): response to oxidative stress; hydrogen peroxide catabolic process
Cellular component (GO): plant-type cell wall; plasmodesma
Molecular function (GO): peroxidase activity; heme binding
Source: RefSeq, a predicted model, not a curated record